This is a messenger RNA of Phaeoacremonium minimum UCRPA7, 885 nucleotides long. Its product is annotated as putative gpi mannosyltransferase 3 protein. Gene Ontology annotation, cellular component: endoplasmic reticulum membrane. The coding region runs from base 1 to 885 and encodes 294 amino acids. NCBI's taxonomy places the organism in Eukaryota, Fungi, Ascomycota, Sordariomycetes, Togniniales, Togniniaceae. The record is from RefSeq and is a predicted model, not a curated record. Gene Ontology annotation, biological process: GPI anchor biosynthetic process. Gene Ontology annotation, molecular function: alpha-1,2-mannosyltransferase activity. The transcript has a single exon.
AUGAUCGGGGUUUUGUCCGUCAUCGCCCACAAGGAAGUCCGCUUCAUCUACCCCCUUCUUCCGAUCUUGCACAUCCUCGCCGCCCCCUACAUCAACGACUACUUCAUAGCUGAACCGGCGAGCUCUGCGUCGCCGACAAGUCUCAAGCGCGGCCCACUACUCGCGUUCCUCAUCCUCGCCAACAUCAUUAUCGGGGUCUACCUCUCCAUGUUCCACCAAGGCGCAACGAUCUCCGUCCUCACCUUCCUCCGCACCGAGUACGAGCGCCUGCACCCAGACCAUCUCGACUUGCACCCCGCCCACCCAAGCAGCCACUACCACACUCUCUCGUCCUCCGCGCUCUCCUCUCCGGCCUCCGACCCCGAGGCCAUCGUCAGCGCCGCCGGCGGAGGCGACGAGCUCUUCGUCCUGUUCCUCACGCCGUGCCACUCGACCCCCUGGCGCUCGCACCUCGUCUACCCCUCGCUGCGCGCGCGCGCCCUGACCUGCGAGCCGCCGCUCGGCACGCCGCCACGCAGCGCCGAGCGGCGGAACUACCGUGACGAGACGGACCGGUUCUACGCGCGCGAGGACGGGCAGGACGGGCGCUGGGGCCACGCAUUUCUAGACCGCGAGGUCUGGCCGCUGCUGACGAGCGGGGACAGCGACGACGCGCACCGGAGAGGAGGGGAGAUCCCGCGGUUCAUCGUGGGGUUCGAGGGCGUCGAGGAGAUGCUGCGUGAGUAUUUCGACGUCGAGAAGGGAGGCGGCGGCGCCGAGAUGGGCGUGACGCUGACGAGGGUGUGGGACGGGUUCAAUGGCUUGUUCAACGAGGAGGCGACUCGUCAGGGGCGGUUGGUUGUGUGGGAUACGGGUGUUUAUCCCGCUAGAAAGGAAGGGAACUGA